ACGAAGUUUAUGAAUUGAAAGAGAAAUUAGAAUCUGAAAAGAUAGCGCAGUCUGAGUUGGAUAAAAGGAUUUGUGAUCUCGAAGACAGGGUGUUAAAUCUUGAGAACAAAACUUGUCCUAGUGACAGUGAUGAAGAGUACGAAUAUUCCAAUAUAGUUGACUUGUCAUUGAACAAAGACAAAUCUGUUCCUCCAUUUGUGAUCUUGCCUGACAAAUUAAAUCACCCUGUAAUUCGACGGCACGAAGUUGAUGAGGUAAUCCAGACUUUAAAUGAUCUUAGAGUUAUGCACGACGAUAAAAUCACUUCGGUUUUUAUAAUUGGGGAACCUUUGUCAGGGAAGACAGAAUGUGGCAGGAAGAUUGGUGAAGCUCUUUCCAAACACAAUUCAAUUGUUGCAGUAAUUAAGUGUGAUACCUAUCAAAAUUUUACCUCUUCGUUAAAGCAACUCGCUAAAAGACUUGGAUACAGUCAGAUAAACUUCCCUUCUCUUCACAAGGCAUCCGUUGCAUCCCAAAUUGAAAUACUUUCGUUGUUCAUAAAGGAAAAAAUAUCUGGGGAGUCGCCAUGGGUAAUAAUUUUGGACGAAGUGUUGGAGGAAACCAAAGAAUUGUUAACUUAUCUUCCUCAGCCUGGAGAUCUAGGUAAUAAUACAAACCAUUUUUAUUUACCUCAAGGCUAUAUUUCAACGUUUUUACUAGUAUUUGUUGUUACCACUACAGUAAAUAUUCUCACUGACUGGCAAUAUACAUACCCGAUUGUAUAGUGCUUUGUUUAUUAAUUGACACCAUGUCUUUACAGAUUUUUGUCGCCAAGGUUCUUGGACAUACACUCCUGAACAAAACAUCGGCGACGCUUCUAUUUAUAUGACGCAAAUUUAGAAAAACCGACUCACUUGCCCCAACAUACCAUUCAAUGCUAAUUGUGUUUCUAGAAUGUGCUUAAAAAAUUGUAGUAUGUCUAACACUGUUUUUGGCGGGCGGGGAGCUAGCUAGGGAAGGGUAAAUUAUUCCAGUCCAAUAGUAGAACAGCCACAGAAGAGUGUGGCUUAUGAACUUGGCCAGGAUUGUAGAAUCUAUCGUCGAGCCUCGGCUUUAUAGCUAACAUGACGUAAUAUUACUUUCGGUUACAUGUAUAUUUCCAAGGGCAAAUCCACGGAGGGAAAUAUCAUCACUAAAGGUUAUAUUUUUCCAAAUCUCCCGUUCAGUGCAAAUGAAUAAACAUUAGAGAGUUUAAGCUUUGCGUUAUACGGGAAACGACAAACGCCAGGCAAAGGAAAAUUUUACGGUAUCAGGCAAUAAAGAGUAAAUGAACUUGGCACUUGUUGUUUUAAAACUGCAAUGCAUGACUACUCUUUCGACACAAGAAAGAAAAUAUGAAAUGAAAACGUUCAACGAAAAUUUUGCCAAGAAAGUUCGAACCAGCCGUUUGCCGUUACCGGAAACGCGAAGCUUAAACUCCCUAAUUAACACUAAGUUGAAAACGUCAACACUUCAAUGCUCGAAACAGGUCUCAGGAAAUGGUUACAAAGGUUAAAGCUAUACUAUCUGACACCCCUAGUGUUGAACAGUUGUUACAAGAGUAAGAUGGCAAUUUUAUCUGUUAAGAACGCAGUUCUAGAUGCCGUAGUAACACGUCACAUGUGGAAUGCGCUACCCGGUUAUAUGACAAGAAAUCCACUCUUAUUAAUAUUUUGUAAAUCCAUUAUAUUCAUAGGUACAGGACAAAUCGUUGUCACUACGCAUGAUCGCUCUUUGGUGACAGAUAAUCCAUGUUCCAUUCCAGUGGUUCUCGAUAGAUUGACUCUAAACGAAUCGCUGCAGCUACUUUUCCUACUUGUUGGUAAUAUCCCGCAAGACUUAGCUCAAUUUGUAUCAGAAAAAUUGGAGUUCCAACCGGCUCUUCUUGUGUCGGCAGCAAAAUGCGUGAAGCAACUGUCAGCAAAAAAGAAACAGUCCGUGGUACAAACCUGGAGAGAAAGGUUGGAGAAUAUAAAGAGUCGGUAUAAGGAAGAGGAAUGGCCUUACUAUAUCGCUGCAAUGGAUGAAACAACGCGCUCCAUGUUGGAGUCUGUUAUCAAGACGGUUGUGAAACGAAGCAACGUUAUCGAAGAAUGCUUUCAUUUGCUAGUAUUGGCAAAGGGAUCUUACCUCUCUCGUGACGUUGUCACGAGAUUCCUCGCAAGUCAAUUGAACAUUACGAAGAGAGAAGCUGAGCUCUCACUUCGUGAAUCACCACUAAUACGUAUAUGCGGUAAUGAUGGCCUUGCUAUCAGUGGUGUAAUUUAUAAACUAUUGUGUGAUCUAUUUGCGCCCGUUGUAAGGACCGAACGAAUGAUCCAUCGUUUAAGGAAACUUUGCAAAUUUUUCCUGUUAAGCACGCACGACACAGUUGUCGCUAAGGUGUUCAAAUUAAUGUCUCCAAAGAUUAUGCAAUACUUAGCUUUGCUGGAUCUCUGCUUUCCUGACUAUGAGGAACUGAGGAGUCUACAUCAUGAGUUGGGGAAAGCAUUCCUGUGUGUUUCGGUGGACUAUGGCUCUGCAGUGCGCUGUUUCACAAAGGCAAUUUCAAUUUUCGAGGGAUCAAAUGACAUUACUCAUCCUGAAUACGCGCAGUUGUUGAACAGUUUAGGGAACGUUUUACGCUUAACAGGAAGUAUGGAGGAUGCAUGCAAGUAUCUGAGCAAGUCAUUGAAGCUAUUGAAGGAGAUAUCACGUGGUAAUGUCAGCGAGGACAUUGCGAGUUGUUUGAGUAGCUUGGGUCUGGUGUGUCUCUCGCAAGGUAAUGAUAACGUAUCAGAUGGCCAAAUCAUAAAUACGUCCGAUGCAGAGCUGCGCUAACAAUUCUGCAUAAGUCCGAUGCAGAGCGGCGCUAACAAUUCUGGCAAAGUCAUUGCCGAUUUCCAUAGGGCCGAAUAUUAACUAUUGUUUCCUAAUGUCGAACGUUCACCAUUACACGUCCCUAAACUUCUAUCUGCACGUAAGCAUAUUUGUUAUUGAAAAUACUGUAUAAUCUAUUUUUAUUCCAACUAUAAUGAAAAUCUCUGCUAAUUAACUAAUCGAAAAUUCCCACUUAGAUAAUUGGAAUUCUGCCAUAGAAACAGAUGAGUUCGAAAAGAUCAUCCUCCCCAAAAUAUUUCCUCAUAAUUAUUAAUAUCCUCAUAACGACCCCUCUGAUUUCGCUUACUACAGUAUAUGGUAGUUAAGUUAUUGAUGUGUGAAUAUUGGUGAAACAUAGAGGAUUUUGCCCAAUAAUCAUAUAAAUAUUGCCUGUACAGGCCAUACUUGCGUACAAAUUUCAUCUCGUAUCAGUAAUAAUUAAUUAGCAAGUUAGCAAACAGUAGUUUAUGGUUUCUUUAUACAGCCAAUUCAAAAAAGGUUGUCCUUUGCAAACCUUAAACUCUAAACCUUAAAUCUUAAACACUAAGCGCGCAAGGCUUAAUGGGAACACAAGUUUCAAGCUUGGUAGUUGAAUAUUUGCGCUAUUUGUGAAUGAAUUGCUCUCGUCAGGCGAAUUAUCCUGCGCGCAAUGCAAAAUGUAAACAAGACACGUUUUAUAGAUUUUGCAUUAUAAACUGUGUAAGCUGAAUUCAGUUGUAGUAACUUCCAAUAUAUAUUUUACAUUCGUACUUCAGCAUUCAGUUUACUUCAGGCUAUUAUUGCCACACAUGUUAGUAUUUAUUUCCGGAAAAUUCAAAUAUUUCCCGCUAAGGAUAAUGAUAAUUAAUGGUAUAAUAGUCUUUAUAUGAGUACCUGAAUAGACCCAAGUUUACAUCAAGUGUCCCAACAAAUCCAAAUAUGUACCAUAAAUAAAAGUCGCGGUUACCAAGCCUCCAACGGAAAGUGAUCCCCCAAACAUUUCUGCUGUGCGCGUGCCAUGGAGAGUGCGUGCAAUGGCACGCCAUGCGUAGGAUAUUGAUCUAGUGCUAGGAAUGAUCAAAAUUUAAAUAACAUGACUUUAAGUAUUGAUAAAUGAGAUGUCAUAUCAAACCGAUAAAUUCAAACUUUAAAGACCAUGUAAAGUCCGUUCUGCGCAUACGCUCUGCGCAGGCUUACAUUGCAAUGGUCGGGACCCGAUCGUUGGAAUGUUAUUAAUAUUUCAUAUCUUUUGAACUUUCUUGAAUUGAAUCUCUAGUCUGUAUUCAUUUACAAGCAUAGUGAACCAGAAGAGUGUUAAAAUUUCAGUAUAAUAUCUAUCUAAUCAUAUUUUACAACUGUUGCACUGAGUUUAAAAUGUAAACAAAGCGUUUGUUUACAUUACGGACUUUACAUGGUCUUUAACGGAUAUCCAGUAAAGUCCUGAUAGUCCUGAAAAUUCGAGUGUAAUUUUUUCCAUACAUUUAUUAGAACUAACCUGGAUAAUCAACUGAGCUACAGACUUCGGUUGUCGAGUAUAUUAUAUAUGAACUUGGCGUUAGAGUUGGACAACCGGGCUUUGUAUCCCCGCUGGUUAGAGCGCUGCACAGGAAUCGUAUGGCAGCCGGUUCGAUUCCCACAAGAUGGCAUAUAGUUAAAUUUUUCACAACUGCCCCUGGUUACAAAACCCUGCUACAAUUAAUUCAAUCUAGUAAGAUGAUCAAAAUCGUGAUAGCAAUUCAUCAUUUUCCCUGUUUCAUUUUAGGUGACCUGGAUCGUGCUCGAGAGUUGCACCAUCGUGCGCUAGCAAUCCGUGAACAGCUCCACGGCAACGAUCAUAUCGCGACAGCAACGAGCCUCAACAACAUCGGUGGUGUAUAUCACGAGCGAGGCGAUUUGGCGACCGCGAAGAAUUACUAUUGGCAAGCCCUUGAGAUAAAAGGCCGAAAUUAUGGUUGGGAUUUUCCUCAUAUGGCCAACAGCUUCAACAAUAUCGCCGAGAUUUCACACGAGCAAGGUGACCUAUGUGGGGCAAUAUCUAUCCACAAACGCGCUUUGAAGAUUCGUCAGCGUCUCUAUGGCGACGAUCACCCGGAUAUUGCUGACAGCUUGAAUAAUAUCGGGGUAAUAUACCACAAGCGUGAGGAACUAUCUGCCGCUCGGAAGUAUCACACCAGGGCUCUAGGUAUACGAAAGAAGGUCUAUGGGGAGGACCAUUUAGAAGUCGCAUGCUCGCUAAACAGCCUUGGUGAAGUUUGCUAUGACGAAGGUACAGUAUUUGCGUUUGUAUUUGGUAAUAAUUAAACAAGUUUGUCUCUCAACCGUCCAGAAGACAUGAAAUGGUUAAUUUUCUUACAGCGACUGAUAAUGAAAUUAAUUGAUACUCAUAGUAAUCUACAAUAACUUAAUGGGCAAUGAGUUGGAAUGAUUUCUGUGCUUCUCGUGUGCUUGAAAAGGAAAGCAAGCUAGGAAACGUAAAUGAACAAUCUACAAAGGCUGUGUGAGGCAUCUUUCCACCCUGUCAGUCGCGUUUAUCUUGCUCGCGGUUCCUAUGAUUUUAUCCUCAUUUAGGAUGCAAUGUCAUUAAAUAAGAGUUUUGAAAUGUAGUCCGGCCGCUCAGCACGUUGCAUGCAUUGUUAGUUGCAACGUCUUACAAUUCCAUAUAACCUGCUAGGUUUAUAAGUUUACGCACAUAGAAUGGCGCUAAUACUAACCAUGUACAAUCCCAGUAAGUCAUUACCAAAGCCUGGGUGCAUCCUGAAGAAAUUUCCCAAGUUUCCCGUCAAACAUAGAGGAAUACGACGACAUUCCUAACAUCGUGAAAUUAACAGAUUGGGAAUAGCGAUAUUUGAUUGGUCCGCGAGAAAUUAUGCUGAGAUGAGCUAAUAAGUGUUUGAUAUCUUGGUAGUGAAACUAGGUGUAUUGCUAAACUUUUUGACAUGAAAUCAUGACAAGAUUUUUCGCCAUAUUUGUUUUGUUUUGAAGCAUUCUGUGACUUGAGGACUGCUUUAAACUGAUUGGUUGAUUUUAUCAUCACAUUGUCUUUCCACCAUUAGAUCAGUUUGUUAAAAUUACAGAAAAUUGCACUGUGAUCACAGAAAAUUUCACUGUGAUUACAGAAAAUUACAGUGUGAUUACAAAUUUUGCUCUGCUAUUUGAGACUAACUGCACUGAAAUCAACCAAUCACAGUCGAGCACUAUUUUUAUGUAUAUUAUUAUGUCGGAAACAAUGGAUUAAUAAGGAUGUGACUACCUGAAAAAUACAAGGAGACCCUUGGCGAGGAGUUCUCCUUGUUCUCUUCAGGUAGUUGCAUCCCUAUCAAUCCGAAGUUUUCUUAUUAUUAGCAUUACCUACACUGGCACAGAUCGUUCUUGAUAAUGUCACUCGUUUCAGUUAUUUCACCUGUACUGUUAUGACCUUGUUAGGUGACCUGGCAGCCGCUGAAGAGAAUCAUAUCCAGGCACUACGCAUUCGACAGCGAUAUUCGGUGACGUCAUGGCAUGCUGAGGUCAUCACAAGCUUGCAUAACCUGAUGAUGGUGUACAUUGCUGAUCAAAAGAUUUCCAUAGCAACGGAUUAUGCUUACGAAGUCUUCAAGGUUUGUCAAAAAAUCCACGGUAUGCGGGAUGCCAGGACUGUGGAAGCUUUCAGGAAGUUGACUGAACUCUCGAAACGUUCAUCUCAAGGACGGGGCUUUGAUUUUUCUCUUGCUGCUAAUGAAUAUGUUGAAAGACUGUCGUGUCUAUAAAGAUAUACCCUUCGCUGUUUAAGGCGGUGCCCAUCAAAUCAGGUUGUAAUAGCUGAAUGUCAUUAUUACAUGUAAGAUGCAAAGGAAUGGAAUCGUUUAGAAAGUUUACUGUUCUCUCAUAACGUGAGACUCGUCACGUCCAAACGUUAAUGGGUCUCUGCCCGCAUGUUCAAGAAUAUUUUAGAACAGAUUGUUGUUGACAACCUGAACAAAAAUAAGUGAAAUUUUAUCAUGGGUUAAAAAUAGGAUAAAAAUAAUAUGGCUUAAAAAAUUAUUUAGAACUAUUAAAGAGAAGACUAUUAUUUAAGAACAAUUCAAAGUCGUUUCACUGCUUUUUUUGAGAACCAAAUGUUGUUUAGUGCGAAAAUCAUUGUGAGUCGAAAGAGGUGAUCAAAAUGAAAUCAAUAAUAAAAUAUUUAUUGAAUUCGGUUUCUGUGAUAUCCCAAGUUAUCAUGCAUAGCUUCGGUAAGUGUUAUCUGCCUCGCCUACUGCUCGACUGAUAACAUUUACCUGGAUAAUUUCGCAUACCAUAGAAACCUCAUCCAUGCAACAAGUGUUUAUUAAUACUUUGGCCUUCUAGAUACAUGUUUUUGAAAUUCUCCUUUGGUAAAUGUAUGCAUUGCUGGACUCCACGUUUACUAUUGUCUUCAUUGAAAGUGAUAUAGAGUCACACCGUAGCUCCUUGCAUAUUUUGUCGACACGAGCACAAUCGCUCCUUCAAGAUAAACUAUUAUUUUCUUUCAGAUAAUGUAUCUAGUGCCAUUCCUCUUCUAGUACGAUCAUUCGGUUACAAUUGUUUAUCAAGAGGGAAUAUGUUACCUUUUGCAACAUCAGCAGAUUAUAUUGACCUGGGUGGCAGUAACAUUAUCCCACGGGUAUAUAGGGAGCCACGUUACGACGUUAGAUCAAGGACAGUUGAAGAAGACACUAGAUUGGAGUUUCCAAAAUUUGUUCGGGAAUGCAGGUUGUUCUAGAACUAUAUUCAUGUAGUUCUAGAAGCAUUUCCUACCUCAGAGACCAAAAAUGAUUUUCCACACUCGGCAUGACCUUCCUGGCCAUUUGGGUAAUUUUUCUAUUGUCAUAAUGUUGGGCGGUUGUACGAAGGCCGAGUAACGCUAUCCACGCGAUGAUUUUUCCAAGCAUCCUAAAAUUCACCGCUGAUUAAACCGAAUUAAACUUUAGUAGUUAUAAUUGUCCGUAUUCCAGUUUUAUAGCUGUUGAAAAUAUCACUAUCCGGUGGACAGCGCUAUCCAGCCUUUGUAUAACCUGCCCAUGAUGUUAAUGUAACACAUUUGUUGUUUGAGUUAAAAUUAAAUUA
Molecule: messenger RNA, 7920 nt
Organism: Paramuricea clavata
Lineage: Eukaryota; Metazoa; Cnidaria; Anthozoa; Malacalcyonacea; Plexauridae
Source: the annotation of a GenBank genome assembly